AUGGGUGGGCUCACAGCACUCCCCUCCCUUUACUCUCCUCUUGCAUUCCCCAUCGGUCAGAUCAGUCCGAGUGCAGCUUCAGCGGACAGGAGCACCGGGGACAUGCCAGUGAGCGUCGUGCUAGAGGGGCCCGCUCCAUGGGGCUUCCGUCUGACCGGGGGCAAGGACUUCAACCAGCCCCUCACCAUCUCCAGGACUGCCAUGUUUGGUCAGGACGCGCUGCUCCUGGGUCUGCUCUGUUUCCAUCUGAAUGAGUCCAGGCUCUGGUCUCCACGAGUGGUAGAAGACGGGAGGGCACAUCCAUACAAAAUGAACUUGGAAGCAGAGCAGCAGGUGUUUAAGCCCAUUGGAACAGCUCACAACCGCAAAGCCCAGCCCUUCAUCGCCGCCGCUAACCUCGACGACACGCAUCAGGUGGCCAGCGCGUCUUACAACACACCCAUUGGCCUCUACUCAUCAGGCAACAUCCAGGACGCCAUGGAGGGGCAGAUCCGGGGCCUUGUGCACCCCAGACAAGUCAGCCCGCGGACCUUGAACAGUAUCGAAGACUCCGACGUGUACCGUAUGCUGCAGCAGGACCACGAGGAGCCUCUGGAGCCCAGGCAGUCUGGCUCAUUCAGGGCCCUGCAGGAGUUUGUGGAUGGAGACGGCACUCGGCCGAUAGUGACCCGCAGCGUGAAGGCCCCCACCACAAAGCCCCACGCUCCCACCGGGAACCUGCAGAAGCUGCCUGUGUGCGACAAGUGUGGGAACGGCAUUGUCGGCACUGUGGUGAAGGUGCGGGACAAAUACCGCCACCCUGGCUGCUUUGUGUGCUCCGACUGCGACGAGAACCUGAAACAGAAGGGGUAUUUCUUUGUGGAAGGCCAGCUGUACUGCGAGAGCCACGCCCGGGCCAGGAUGAGGCCCCCAGAGGGACAAGACCUCAUCACGACCUACCCCUCUGCAUAG
Molecule: messenger RNA, 951 nt
Organism: Knipowitschia caucasica
Lineage: Eukaryota; Metazoa; Chordata; Actinopteri; Gobiiformes; Gobiidae
Source: the annotation of a GenBank genome assembly